Molecule: messenger RNA, 1502 nt
Organism: Fukomys damarensis (Damara mole-rat)
Lineage: Eukaryota; Metazoa; Chordata; Mammalia; Rodentia; Bathyergidae
Gene: Mapk13
Product: mitogen-activated protein kinase 13
Exons: 11
Coding region: 1-1011 (336 amino acids)
Biological process (GO): intracellular signal transduction; protein phosphorylation
Cellular component (GO): nucleus; cytoplasm
Molecular function (GO): MAP kinase activity; ATP binding
Source: RefSeq, a predicted model, not a curated record
AUGAGGGUUGCGGGACCUGCCCUGCCCCGGCACUUCCUGGGAGGUACCCCGAGCAGCACGGGCUGCUUCCUGCUGGACGUGGUGGACUGGGAGAGGGUGGCUGGAGCCUGCGGGGAGGAGAGGCAGUGGCUGACCAGCCCUCACCGGCUUCGUCCACAGGUCAUCGGGCUCCUGGACGUCUUCACCCCAGCCUCCUCCCUGCGCCACUUCCAGGACUUCUACCUGGUGAUGCCCUUCAUGCAGACGGACCUGCAGAAGAUCAUGGGUAUGGAGUUCACCGAGGACAAGAUCCAGUACCUGGUGUACCAGAUGUUCAAGGGUCUCAAGUACAUCCACUCCGCCGGCGUCAUCCACAGGGACCUGAAGCCGGGCAACCUGGCCGUGAACGAGGACUGCGAGCUGAAGAUCCUGGAUUUCGGGCUGGCGCGGCACGCGGAUCCUGAAAUGACCGGCUACGUGGUGACACGCUGGUAUCGGGCGCCCGAGGUCAUCCUCAGCUGGAUGCACUACAACCAGACGGUGGACGUCUGGUCCGUGGGCUGCAUCAUGGCGGAGAUGCUGACCGGGAAAACGCUGUUCAAGGGGAAAGACUACCUGGACCAGCUGACCCAGAUCCUCAAGGUGACCGGGGUCCCGGGUGCCGACUUUGUGCAGAAGCUGAACGACAAAGCGGCCAAAGCCUACAUCCAGUCCCUGCCACAGAGCCCCAAGAAGGACUUCACUCAGCUCUUCCCACGCGCCAGCCCCCAGGCCACAGACCUCCUGGAGAAGAUCCUGGAGCUGGACGUGGACAAGCGCCUGACUGCCGCACAGGCCCUCGCCCACCCCUUCUUCGAGGCCUUCCGGGACCCCGAGGAGGAGACCGAGGCGCAGCAGCCCUUCAGUGACCCCCUGGAGCACGAGCGGCUCACGGUGGACCAGUGGAAGCAGCACAUCUACAAGGAGAUCGGGGACUUCAGCCCCGUCGCCCGCAGGGACUUGCGGCGCCCAAGCGGCCUAAAGCUGCAGUGACACCUGCGGGCCGGACGCCCACCUCAGCCCCACACGCUGCCCCGGGCCUCUGUCACCACCAGAGAACACCCCAGGCAGUGGACAGGUGCCUGCCCUGGGCCUGGCUGCUGCGGAAUUCGGGGAGGAAGAGCCCGGAUCGCACCAGACUGCGUUAGGAGGCCGCCUGCCCUGCCCGGCGUCCGGAGCGCAGGGCCUUUCCUUCCCCAACAGUGGCAGUGGAUCAGCUUCUCGGGGCUGCACACGCGGUUCUGAAGUCCAGCGCGAGGCGUUGUUGGUCGAGCUGUGCUCCCUCCGAAAGCCCUGGAAGAGAGCCCUUCUCCCUUCUUUUAGCUCCUCGUGGCUCUGGACAAGCCUUGGCAUUGCCUGGCUGUAGCUGCCACUCUGGCCUCUGCACGUGUGUUCACCCUGUUCCCUCUUCUUUUUGGUUCCUGGGAUCGAACUCAGGACCUUGCGCUUGCAAGGCAGGCACAGCACCAGGGACCUCUCUUGGC